Messenger RNA from Funneliformis caledonium, 209 nucleotides. Lineage: Eukaryota; Fungi; Glomeromycota; Glomeromycetes; Glomerales; Glomeraceae. The record is from the annotation of a GenBank genome assembly.
AUGGGAAAUAAAAAUUCAAACUUAAGGAGGUCUUCGAGUUCAAACAGUAAAAAUGACCGGAUGGUCAAUAUAAAUAUGAUAACGGAUGAGAGACAGGUGGAUAGGUUGCAAGUGCAACACCAUCUCUUCCGGACGCUAUGGGGGGGAAACUUCUGCUCCCCUAUAGCAGAAGAAUUAAGAGCCGGUGGAUCCUAUGUUUUGGACGUGGG